Messenger RNA from Durotheca rogersii, 1349 nucleotides. RefSeq lists its product as uncharacterized. The record is from RefSeq and is a predicted model, not a curated record. The coding region runs from base 1 to 912 and encodes 303 amino acids. The transcript has 2 exons. Lineage: Eukaryota; Fungi; Ascomycota; Sordariomycetes; Xylariales; Xylariaceae.
AUGGCGCGGACCAGCACGAAAGACCCCGUCGUCGGCCCGGACGCCCCGAUGCCUCCGGGGUACGCGUUCGUGCGGAAGGGCAACGUGUUCAUCACGUCGCGGUGCCGGAAGGCGGCGUACGCGGAGGGGCGGGCGGUGUUCGUGGUGGCGGCGGGGGGGCGGGCGCGGGGGCUGCGGGUGCCGCGGGGGGUGCUGGCGGCGGUGCUGGCGGCGCACGGGGCGACGCGGGCGGCGCGGGCGCGCGCGGUGGCCGCGCGCGACCGCCGCGUCGAGGCCGGCUUCCGCGCCGCGCUGCUGGCGCUGUACCCGCGCGCGCCGGCCGCCGACGUGCCCCGCGUCGUGGCCCGCGCCACGCGCAAGCGCAGCCGCCGCGUCGGCCGCUGCGCCGCGCUCGCCGCCGAGCCCCGCGCCCGCCUCGCCGCCCGCGCGCACCUGCGCCACGCCCGCACCGACUACGACGCCCUGCUGCGCGCCGGCGUGCCCCGCGCCGACGCGCGCGCGCGCAUCGCCGCCCGCGUCGACGCCCUCGAGCGCGAGUGGGGGCUGCGGGGGGAGCAGCAGCAGCCGCCGCCGCCGCCGGGCCGGGCCGCCGCCGCCGGGCCGGGCCGCCGCCGCCGACGAAGGCACGCCGCGGCGAGCGCGCAGGCGAAGACGCGCACGCGCCAGGCGGCGCAGGCGAAGACCGGCGCGCUCGCGGAGAAGAAGAGGCAGAGGCGGCGGGCGAGCGCGGCCGAGAGCGCCGAGAAGGAAUCGCGCGCCCUCGUCCCGGAGUUGCGGGCGGGCGGCUCGGAUCGCCCGGACGACCUGGACGGUCUCGACGACGAUGACGAUGACGACGACGACUACGGCACGGAUGCCACGUGGACGCCCUCGGAUGACGAACUAGACGAUGUGGACUGGCCACUUGAGUGAGCAGCAGGAUUGCUUGCGUCUUCUCGGCCAGACAUGCUCGAAGGCCCCUUUCCCUUGCCCGUGUUCGGAGUUCUGGUGAACUUAUUUUGUGCGGCUUCUCUGACAUGCUAGAACCGCUUCGUAUGUAUAACAUGGCAAUAGGGGGUUCUAUGAAUCAGUGACGGAUUCGGCACUAUAUAAUAGACACUGAUUAGAACCGCAGGGACUUCAUACAUCGGCCCUGUUGCACCUACAGCAGAGGGCGUAGACGUAAUUUUUCUUACAUUUUAUGCCCUUUCACGUAUCCUACCCACUAUACAGUUAUGUAGAUUCGAAAUCCAUUGUUUCUAAACCCCUUCAUCCUCGUGACUUAGUCUGUCUCCAGAACUCUUUCACCAAAUGUUAACACCCAUCCUGCGUCUCGAGCUAUUUGUCGAGGUUCUCCUUUGCCUGUCUUU